Messenger RNA from Morus notabilis, 2383 nucleotides. Its product is annotated as C-terminal binding protein AN. Lineage: Eukaryota; Viridiplantae; Streptophyta; Magnoliopsida; Rosales; Moraceae. Gene Ontology annotation, molecular function: NAD binding. The transcript is spliced from 7 exons. The record is from RefSeq and is a predicted model, not a curated record. Gene Ontology annotation, biological process: microtubule cytoskeleton organization. Bases 230 to 2098 code for a protein of 622 amino acids.
CUCCAAUAACGCAAAAAACGACAUCUCACCGGAACCCAACUGCCAGCCGUUGAAACUUCUGGAAUUCCGAUUCAGUCACCUGUAAGCCCCCGAAAUUACGACAAUAAACCCUAGCCCCUCAUUUCCAACAACGAACGAAUCAGAAACCAGUGAAAACCAAAACUCACUUCACUCUCUCACUCUCUCCCUCUCCCUUCUAACCGUCGGAGAACUCAAAACGACGACGUCGAUGAGCGGCGCAAGGAACAGAUCCUCUGCGGCAAUGCACCACCGCAGCAACCCUGCGCCUUCCCUUCCCUUGGUCGUCUCCCUCAACUGCAUCGAAGAUUGCGCCCUCGAGCAGGAAUCCCUCGCCGGCGUCGCCGCCGUCGAGCACGUUCCCCUCGCACGCCUCGCCGACGGGAAGAUCGAGUCCGCCGCCGCCGUUCUCCUCCCAAACCGCUCCGUCGACUCCGCCCUCGCCUCCGACCUCGGCCUCCGCCUCGUCCAUGUCGACGCCUCCCGCGCCGAGGAGAUCGCCGACACCGUCAUGGCACUCAUCCUCGGCCUGCUCCGCCGGACGCACCUCCUCUCCCGCCAUGCGCUCUCCGCCUCCGGUUGGCUUGGUUCAGUGCAGCCGCUCUGCCGAGGGAUGAGGCGCUGCCGUGGCCUCGUCUUGGGGAUUGUCGGUAGAUCUGUUUCGGCGCGGUCUCUGGCUUCUCGGAGCUUGGCUUUCAAGAUGAGCGUGCUCUACUUUGAUGUUCAAGAGGGGGAUGGAAAUGUGAAGAGGUCUAAAAUAACCUUUCCUUCAGCUGCCCGAAGAAUGGACACUCUUAACGACUUGCUCGCUGCGAGUGACCUUGUUUCACUUCACUGUGCUCUGACAAAUGAAACGAUUCAGAUUCUAAAUGCGGAAUGCUUGCAACACAUAAAGCCCGGGGCAUUUCUUGUAAAUACCGGAAGCAGCCAGUUGUUAGAUGAUUGUGCGGUCAAGCAGCUCCUAAUUGAUGGAACCCUAGCUGGUUGUGCUCUGGAUGGUGCUGAAGGGCCUCAGUGGAUGGAAGCAUGGGUAAAGGAAAUGCCAAAUGUCUUGAUACUUCCACAUAGUGCAGAUUAUAGUGAAGAAGUGUGGAUGGAGAUUAGGGAUAAAGCUAUCUCCAUAUUGCAGACAUUCUUCUUUGAGGGAGUUGUUCCAAAAAAUGCGGUUUCUGAUGAGGACGACGAAGAAGAAGAAGAAACAAGUGAAAUAGGUAAUGUAAAAGAUGCAUACGAUAAAGGAGAGGAUGGAAUUCCCUUGCAGGAUUCUGUUGGUGAGAAGCUGACAGAUGUUGUUCAAGUAAGUCCAGAAAGCUCCCGUAACAAAGGAGCUACUGAUGCAAAAGAGUCUCCUGUGCAGCCCCAGGGUUCAGGAGUGUCUCAAACCACUGCCACCCGAUCUGAUGGAAGGCGAAGCAGAUCUGGCAGGAAAGCGAAAAAGAGGCACACACGUCAAAAAUCCUGGCAAAAAGCAGACGACCCUUCUGCCCUAGAAAAGGAGAGUACCUCACAUCGAGAUGAUGAUACUGCUAUGAGUGGAACGGAUCAGGCUUUGAGUUCUAGUUCUCGGUUUGGAUCCCCUGAAGACUCAAGAAAUAGGAAAACACCAAUUGAAUCAGUUCAAGAAUCACCUUCCAGCCAGCUUUCAAAAUCCAUUAAGAAGCUUAGCGGGAAGCUGGGUGAACUGUUAAAAGAUGGCUAUAUUGUUGCCUUAUAUGCAAGAGAUCGCCUUGCUCUGCAUGUUUCGAGACAAAGAGCUAAAGGUGGUGGCUGGUUCCUAGAUACCAUAUCAGGUGUAACGAAAAGGGAUCCUGCAGCGCAAUUUCUUGUUGCAUCCAGAAGCAAGGACACUAUUGGGUUGCGAUCAUUUGCAGCUGGUGGAAAAUUAUUGCAGAUUAAUAGAAGAAUGGAAUUUGUGUUUGCUAGUCACAGCUUUGAUGUUUGGGAGAGUUGGAUGUUGGAAGGUUCUCUUGAGGAGUGUAAGCUGGUAAACUGCAGAAAUCCGAUGGCUGUUUUAGAUGUAAGCAUCGAGAUUCUGGCGGCACCAGGGGAAGAUGAUGGUAUUACACGCUGGCUUGAUUAAGCGUCGCAUUUUUGUAAACCCCUUUUUUUUUUUUUCAUUAUAUAUUUAUUACCCCUUCUCACUCUUUUUGAGGGUUGUAUUACUUCAAGACAGCUUGAAAGUUGUAAAAAGCAUUCCAUUGUUUUUUUAUUUUCUCUCAUUUUCUGUCUUCGUAUUUUUUCUUUAGCUUCCUCAGCUCUGUAAGACCUUUUUUUUGGUGGGUUAUUCGGCCGCCAGAUGAAGUGAAUGUACCCUGUAUUGCACUAGGGUUUUCCCCUGCUAUCUUGUUUAAUUUAGUCUUUAGUA